Molecule: messenger RNA, 279 nt
Organism: Lactuca virosa
Lineage: Eukaryota; Viridiplantae; Streptophyta; Magnoliopsida; Asterales; Asteraceae
Source: the annotation of a GenBank genome assembly
AUGAGGGUGUUAGUAGAGAUCUUGAUGGGAAAGCUCUUCUACAUUCAAGUUGGCAAUAACGCCACCGUGCUAGACCUAAAGAAAGAGAUCGGAGCUCAAGAAAAACUUCCCGUUGAUCGGCUCAUUCUGCUUAUGUAUGAAAAGUUAAUGAAUGAAAAUGAAUCUUCGCUUGUUGAUUAUGGUGUUGAAGAUGGUUCUCAUUUGUAUCUUUUUUUCGAUACCCUGAAGGAUGGUUUGACUCAUCAGUCCCCAUUAACUACUUCUGAGUCGGUGAAUUAG